AUGACAGCAAAGGGGAUGAAUCUAAGCUAUAUACUACCGAUCAUACAAGAGGGAAAAGUACUUAUAAAAGAGAAAUGGCAAAAGGCAUUUGUGCUCUAUGUGGUAGGCAACACACUGUCAAUUGGAGCUAUUGAAAGAUUUGUAGCAAGCCAGUGGAAUUUUGUGAUGAAACCAAAGGUGUUCUACCACAAUGAAGGGCCUUACAAUAUCUUCAAUCGACCAAUCAUUAUUAACCCAUGGUCUGCUGAGUUUAAUUUCAAAGAGGAAGUACUGAAUGCUGUUCCAAUUUGGGUAAAACUACCGGAUCUACCACUAAAUUGGUGGAGUGUCUCAACCCUAAGUAAAAUCGGAAGUGGCCUCGGAACUCCACUAUAUGCGGAUGCUUGCACGACGAACAUUGAUAGGAUAUCAUAUGCACGAAUAUUGGUUGAAAUGGAUGCAGCAAAACCUUUGCCGGAAGCUAUCAAAAUCGGGGAUCCUAAGGGGAAAAUUAUUGAUCAGAAGAUAGUGUAUGACUGGCGUCGUGUCUAUUGUCAAAAGUGUUGUCAAGUAGGGCACAAUUGCAGCACAUGGAGAGAUACAGGUAUGAAGCAAGCUAGAAAAGAGCAGGUUAACCCAGCACCACCUAGAAAGGAAUGGAAGAUGAAACAAAUUUUGGACCCACCAACCAAUCCCAACAUUGAUGCGCAAGGAAGGGAAAUAACACAACUUAUUGAGCCAGAGAUCACUAGUAAUGACGGUUGGCAGGAAACAAUGAAGAGCUCUGCAAGUAAAGAUGCGACGAGAGUGGGUAUGCACAUGGAUAAGGGACUGGAGACAUCUAAUUCAUUCACACCACUUACACAAGCUGUUACACAGGUUACUCAUAUGGAAAUAAUGCAGGAGAUUGGGGUACAUGGUCAACAAAGUGGAGGAAAAGUAGCGCAACACAAAACUCAAUUUUAA
Messenger RNA from Solanum verrucosum, 945 nucleotides. RefSeq lists its product as uncharacterized. The record is from RefSeq and is a predicted model, not a curated record. The coding region runs from base 1 to 945 and encodes 314 amino acids. The transcript has 2 exons. Lineage: Eukaryota; Viridiplantae; Streptophyta; Magnoliopsida; Solanales; Solanaceae.